This is a messenger RNA of Contarinia nasturtii (swede midge), 938 nucleotides long. Its product is annotated as angiotensin-converting enzyme-like. Gene Ontology annotation, biological process: proteolysis. The transcript has 5 exons. Gene Ontology annotation, cellular component: plasma membrane. The record is from RefSeq and is a predicted model, not a curated record. Gene Ontology annotation, molecular function: peptidyl-dipeptidase activity; metallopeptidase activity. The annotation marks the transcript as partial. Lineage: Eukaryota; Metazoa; Arthropoda; Insecta; Diptera; Cecidomyiidae.
UAAAUUUAAUUACGAUAAAAGUAUACACAAAUUUUGUAAAAAUGGAUCAAAAAUCUGCGAAUUUUGUCAAAAUAAAACGAUAUUUCAACCAAUUAAUUAUCUGGUCAAUAUAGCAUGGGCAAUAUGAAUUACGUGAUAGUACUCGCUUGUUUAUCAUUAAUGAUAUGUUUAGUUCAAAGCUCUCAAAAUGUUGAAAUGGAAGAGAUUCGAGCAAAAGCAUUUUUAGAGAAACUAAAUAAUGAAAUCAGAGAACGAUAUAGUAAGUACUGGAUAGGAGAAUGGAAUUACGUAACAAACGUAACAGCAGAGAAUGGAGAACAAAAAAAUGCAAUAGCCGCUGAAAAUGCCAAAUAUUAUAAAGAGAAGUCGAAAGAAAUCUUGGAAUUCGAUUUCAAUGCGUUUAAAAACGAUGACCUAAAAAGACAAUUUAAGUUGCUGUCAAGGCUUGGAUAUGCAGCACUUCCUGCAGAUAAAUUCAAUUUAUUAAAUAGUGCCUGGUAUGAUUUGGCUGGAACUGCAACGCGUAAGGACUUUGAAACAUAUUUGCAGCUGAAUAAAGAGGCGGCAAACUUGAAUAAUUUCACAUCCGGAGCAGAAAUGUGGUUGAAUGAUUAUGAAGACGAUACACUUGAAGUGCAAUUGGAAAAUAUUUUCGAAGAAAUUCGUCCGUUCUAUCUUCAAUUACAUGCCUACGUUCGCCAUUCUUUGAAACAAACAUACGGCGAAGAGAUUAGCGAAGAUGGACCAAUCCCCAUGCAUUUGCUGGGCAACAUGUGGGCUCAAUCUUGGGAAAACAUUUAUGACCAGACUACACCAUACCCUAAGAAACAGUCGGAGGGUUUGACUAAGGAGAUGCUUGCACAAAACUAUACGGCAUUGAAAAUGUUCAAAUUGGCUGAAAAGUUUUACGUGUCGUUGAAUAUGAGUGCAUUACCACA